AUGGCUCCUCGAAGACAACCCACUCGCCAAACCCAAGCUGCGUCCUCUUCUGCGCAACUGGAUCCUGAACUAGUUGCUAAGCGGACCAAAAGGCACCUUGAUGAACUCGAGCGUUCGAACUACACGGAACCGUCCGAUGCUCUGUUCCACGGCCUCGGGGAAGAUGAAGACGGUGGUGCAGGGGGACGUUCUGCCAAAGGCCGCGCCAGAAGGACCGUCUCAGACAAGCGGCAAUGGGAUGGGAAGAAGAAACCAAAGAAGUCGAGUAUGAAUGUCAGGACGGCCGUGCUGUACAAGAAAAAUCUGGCGGUCCUUCUGGACGAGUCUGGGAUAGCAAAUUACCCUCCAGGUGUCCCAACAUACCUCACUGCCGUCGCUCCGCCACCCCUCCAGCCGCCUCAACUGUUCUGCUCGGUGUGUGGGUUCUGGGGAAAGUACAAGUGUAAGAAGUGCGCAAUGCCGUAUUGCGAUCUGAACUGCCAAGGCAUACACGAUGAGACGAGAUGCGAGAGGAGAGUUGUUUGA
Messenger RNA from Sparassis crispa, 525 nucleotides. RefSeq lists its product as hypothetical. Gene Ontology annotation, cellular component: Swr1 complex. The coding region runs from base 1 to 525 and encodes 174 amino acids. Lineage: Eukaryota; Fungi; Basidiomycota; Agaricomycetes; Polyporales; Sparassidaceae. The record is from RefSeq and is a predicted model, not a curated record. The transcript has 4 exons. Gene Ontology annotation, biological process: chromatin remodeling. Gene Ontology annotation, molecular function: nucleosome binding.